GGGACGAGAAAGAAGAAGCUUUUUCUCUUCGUUUCUUCGAGAUUUCUCGCGAUCUCUUUUUGUUUCUAGGGUUUCGUUUCGAUCUCGUCUUGAAGCCUUUCCCGGCGAUCGCUAUUCUCUUCUGGUGUUUGUUUUCUCUAUCCUUCGUGAUCUCUGCCUUCUUCUCCGUGGGCGGCCAUCUUGGAUUUCUUGUGUUGUCUUGGGUGGAGCUUUUCCUUGAUUUGAUCCGGCUGUUGUUGUUAUCGGGCAGUGACCACGCGAAGUUUUGGAUGUCUACAGCCAAAGUUAGAGCUUUUAGUGGUAUUGAUGGCAUGAAUACGGAGCAGAAGAUAGGAAGAACAGAGAAGGAAAGCCACGACUCCUUUGACAGUCUGAACAUCCUUAGAAAUCCUAUCAAAGACCCUUUCUAUCCAUUGUCGAGGGCUGGUGAUAGCCCUGUCCAGUUGAUACAGUUGCUCCAUGCCCUAGAUCAGCAGGGAAGCAGCAGAAUGUCCAAGGAUUCUAAGAUUGAUAGUUUGGGGCAGGGAAAAGAGCAAUCACUUGAUCUUUGUACUGGUGGUGAUUCAUCUACAAUAGGCGGAGUUAAGGAAUCUGGCCAUUCGUUAAAGAGUAAUGUGAUGGCUGCAAAGGGAACGAAGAGCACAUCUGAACCAAUUCAAAGUCUUAAAUUUCCUGAUGCUGUUGUUGCCUUUGCUCAGGCUGCUGCAAAGGCCAAUGGUGAGCCUGAAAAAUAUCUUCCUGGUUGGCCUUUGCUGUCACCAUCCAAAGUGCAAAUGCAAAAGUGUGACAAGUGUUCCCAAGAAUUUUGUUCCACCAUUAACUAUAGGCGGCACAUCCGUGUGCAUCGUAGAUCGUUGAACAUUGAUAAGGACUCAUCAAAGAACAGGGAACUUUUGGGCGAAUUUUGGAGUAAGCUCUCUCCAGAUGAAGCAAAAGAGAUAUUUUCACUGAAGGAUGUAGCUAUAGAGGAAGUUACUGGUCCUUCAAUUCUGAGGUCAUUGGGUUCGCUGAUUCGAAUGCCAGCCUUUUCUUCCCUACCUCAUGUGUAUGUCAAGGCUGGCGCUACUCUUCUUGAUAUCAUCCAAGCAAGGCCUUCAAGGUUUCCUAUCUCAUCCCAAGACCUAUUUUCCGUCCUUGACGAUGCUAGUGAGAAGACCUUCAUGUGUGCUGGUACAGCCACGACUAUGCAGAAAUUUGUGUUUGAUGGAGAAGCUGGGAAGGUUGCUUUGGAGAUGAAAAAUCUAGUUGCCUGUACUAGUUUCCUGCUUGAACAAAAACUGGUUAGAGCGUGGCUGGCUGAUAAGGAUGCGGAAGCUUUAAGAUGCCAGAAGUUGCUCGUGGAAGAAGAAGAAGCUGCUCGGAAAAGACAAGCUGAGAUCCUGGAGAGGAAACGGUUAAAGAAGUUGAGGCAGAAAGUGCAGAAGGCAAAGGAAACAGUUGAUGCAGACAAGUUGAAUUAUGAAGCCUCUUCAGCAGAUGCUGUUGACAGUGCAUCUGGCUCUGCAGAAACCCCAAGCCCAAGUGGGUCAUCCGAGCCAGAUACGGACAGUUUAGAAGCAACAGCCCAACCUCUUCCAGAGUCUGUUCUUGGCUUGUCAACCUCUGACAUGGAGCUCUACAAAUCUUUAAAACAGCCUGGUGAUGUUGCGGAUCAAGCUGUGAACAAGAAGCAAUUGGGAAGCGGCAGGUGGCAGCCAAUUCCUUUGUGCCAUCAAGCAACAAAACUUACAAAAAAUAUCCCAAAGACUUCAGUUCCCAUGAAACAUGGCACCAAUUACCGUGAUCUGAAAACUGGUCUACCUGCCAAUGGCCAUAAGAUUUGGGCACGAAAAGCUAAGCAUGAGACUGAAGAAGAAGGUUCAUGUGAUAAGGAGGGAGAAAAAAAGAAACAUCAAUGCCAUCAAUACCAGUCAGCUGUGUCUGAUAAUCAUGAAGUCUUGAUAGGGUCAAUCAGUGUCACUCUUAAAAAUGGUAAUUGUCAUUGCCAGGGUGACACUGCCUUGAAGCAGAGUGACGGCGGUGAGAAGGUGGGGAGCUCUAAUCUUAACAUUGUGAAUUCUUCCACGGUGAAGUUAUUUAGGCCUGUAAGUCAUGAUGGAAAUGAGGAUUCUAAUGGGUUGGAAAGUGAAAAGAGGGAAACUGAAAUGGAUCAUGCCGCUGCCGGAAUGGAAAGCACAGUUUCAUCCAAUGAAAUCUGUCAGGCAACUGAUGAGAUUACAGUUCAAGAUUUACCCGGGCCAAGGCCAUUCUCAAGUGACGUAGUGAAGGCGUUUCUUGCUCAGAGAUGGAAGGAGGCCAUUGCAUCAGAUCAUGUGAUGCUAGUCUUGGACUCGGAAAACGAAACUUCUGGUUGCUUUGAUUUCACUGUAGGUCAUUGUACCCCGGCCAUUUUUGAACGGAGUGUGCUUGGUAGCGCAGAGAACCGGAUGGCUGCAGGUUCAGUUACACCACCAUCAUCUGUUGCUUCCAAGACCAAGUUCAGAGCCAAACAGGAAAAGAAUUACAAGGUAAAAUAUGUCCCUAAACAGAAAAAUGUCGUCCCGGAGGGAUAAAUGUGCCGUCAUACCCUUAUGUGCAGUUUCACCAACUUGAAUUUUUGGCGGAGAUUCCAGUUUUAUCGGAUGUCUUCUGUGUUAUAGAAAGUAAUUUUCUAUUUCAGAAGAGGCAAUGUUCUCUCAGAUGGUUGUUUGUGCUUCCUACCACUAUCAGCCUCAUCUUUUAGCUGAAGUUUUAUUUGUAAUAAUAUUGAUUAUUGAGUUAUUUUAAUACGUCAUUUUUAA
This is a messenger RNA of Dioscorea cayenensis subsp. rotundata (Guinea yam), 2780 nucleotides long. RefSeq lists its product as uncharacterized. The record is from RefSeq and is a predicted model, not a curated record. NCBI's taxonomy places the organism in Eukaryota, Viridiplantae, Streptophyta, Magnoliopsida, Dioscoreales, Dioscoreaceae. The transcript is spliced from 10 exons. The coding region runs from base 270 to 2552 and encodes 760 amino acids.